This is a messenger RNA of Trichoderma gamsii, 3564 nucleotides long. RefSeq lists its product as hypothetical. Gene Ontology annotation, molecular function: GTPase activity; GTP binding. Lineage: Eukaryota; Fungi; Ascomycota; Sordariomycetes; Hypocreales; Hypocreaceae. The record is from RefSeq and is a predicted model, not a curated record. The coding region runs from base 1 to 3564 and encodes 1187 amino acids. The transcript has 8 exons.
AUGGCGGAAGCUCCCAAGCCCAGCAGCAGCGUCAAGCUGGUGCUCCUCGGCGAGGCCGCAGUCGGAAAGGUCGCCAAUCCUCCUCUGCACUGUUCAUCUCUGGUCUUGCGAUUCGUCAACAACGACUUCCAGGAAAACAAAGAGCCGACUAUUGGUGCGGCGUUUCUGACGCAAAAAUGCAACCUCCCCACCCGGACUAUCAAGUUUGAAAUCUGGGAUACGGCCGGCCAAGAGCGGUUUGCGUCUCUGGCCCCCAUGUACUAUCGAAAUGCCCAAGCUGCCCUUGUCGUCUACGACAUCACCAAGCCUACAUCGCUCGUUAAGGCCAGACACUGGGUCGCUGAGCUCCAGCGACAAGCCUCGCCCGGAAUCGUAAUCGCGCUGGUGGGAAACAAGCUAGAUUUGGCUGGCGAAUCGCAGAGCACAAGCGAAGAAGGCGACGGCGAAGACGGUGGCGAUGCCCGCAAGGUGCCGACAGAAGAAGCUCAGUCAUAUGCUGAAGAGGAAGGCCUGCUAUUUUUCGAAACGAGUGCCAAGACCGGCCACAACGUCACCGAAGUCUUCACAGCCAUUGCAAAUGCGAUUCCCGAGACAUCCCUGAAGAGCACCAGAGGUUCUGGCGCAGCAGGCACGGCCAACAGGGCCGGAGAGGAGCAGAGAGUAAAUCUAUCAGGACCAAGGGAUGCAGGUGCAAAGGACGGACCUGCUGCCGUAGGCAACAUGGCUACGUCCAUUACAGAGGCCCAGGCUGAGCUGAUCAACUCGUUGGCUCCCGACGAUAUCCCACACAAACUGCGAUGCGCCAACUGCAGCAAACUGGCAGUCAACGCCCUCAGGCUGCCAUGCUGCGAACAAGCCAUCUGCGAAACAUGCCAUUCGAAUCUCCCUCAGUCGUGCCCCGUUUGUGAACACUCUCCGUUAUCUGCCGCAGAUUGUAGCCCGAACAAGUCUUUGCGAACUACCAUUAGAGUAUUCUUACGCACGGUGGAGAAGAAGAGAGAGGCGUCCCGAACCAAAGAAUCCAACGAUACCACACCCAUCACACCGGUUGAUGCGCCGAAGCCAUCGCUGCCCGACGUGGGCGCUCCCGCAGCAGAGACGGCAGAGAAACCGGCAGACGCUAGUGGAGAUGUGCCAGUCGAAGAUGUGGUGCCGCAGAGCGCUGAUGAGCCGGCUUCUGGCCAUGAAGAGGACAAGCUGCAGGAAGUGGCAUUAAACGGCGCGGAAGAACCGCCAAAGGAACAAACCGACGUUAUUGAGGCUCAAGAAGCCAAAGAUUCGAUUGUCGAAGGCGAUGACGCAGCGAAUAAUCAAGAGCAAGAUGCUGCUGAAGGAGGCGACGAGAACGUUGAACAAGCUGGCGAUGGCCAAGAGCAAUUCAACGAUACCGCGAAUGGUGGAUUUCAGCAAAAUAUGAUGUUUCCAGGGGGCGGCGACUUCAACCAGAUGCAAAUGAUGAUGGCUAUGCAAAAUGGAAUGGGAUCAAACUCAUUUGGUGGGUUUCCUAUGAUGGGCAUGCCGGGGAUGAGCAUGGACCCGAUGAUGCAGAACAUGUACAUGAACGGAGGCUUUCAAGGCAUGGGCAUGAACGGCAUGGGGGGCUUUGAAGGGGGAUUUGGACAAGGCUCCAAUGAUAACUGGAACAGUGCACAAUCAUGGAAUUUCGACCAAAAUAAUUACAAUCAAAAUGGCCAAGGCAUGGGCACUGGUGACUUUGGCAAUUUUAACUCAGGAAUCCAGACAGGCUACAAUCAAGGUAAUUAUGGCCAAUUCAAUGACUAUCGUCGCAACAACUACGGCCGUGGCCGUGGCCGCGGUCGCGGAUUCUAUGGGGGCUAUGGUCGAGGGGGAUACAACCAGUAUGGCGGGGCCAUGACAAACUAUCAUGACCAAGGCCACUAUUCCCAGUACAACCAAGGACAAGCGGCAGCCGACUUCCAGAGCCAGGGUGACCUUGGGCAGCAAGCAACAUCCAUGGCGGCGGGUACUCACCCCGACGAGAAUGCCAACGAAGGUGCAAGCGAAGCUAAGACGUUGGAAGCCGACGGGGGUGGUAGCGUUGAUGACUCCAAACAGGAUACUUUUGAGUCUACGUCUCAUGAAAACAUAGGCAAUGAAGCGUCUUCUUCUGGAGGCGCACCGCGCCCAACGACCAUGGCUCAAGCAGAUGGAUCUAGUGUGCAGAAUCGAAAUGGCGUAGCUGCCAUCCGCUCCAUUCUGACAGCCCCAGAUGCACCAAUCAACGCCCCUAAGGGCCCUAAAGCUAUGCGUCAAGGCCUUCCUAAUACUAGUCUGCUGAAUCUGCGAGCCAGGGGUUUCCAGAUUGAAGAUAGUGGUUUGCCAGUACAAAAACCUGCUGCUAUUGCAUCACAGCCACCACAGGCGCCGCCGCCAUCGAAUCCAGCUACUCAGCCAGGCUCUAGAAGUAGUACUCCUAAUCUUGACAAAGUGCGAGAUCGUGAUGCCCAUCGUGACCGCAGCAAGGAGCGGUCCAAGGAUCACGAUAAGCGUGAAAGAGGAGUGGUGUCUGAAGAGUCCCAUAACGCGCAAGAGAGAGAACGAGACAACAGAGACCGAGUAGAUCGCGAUCGCGGCAAAGAGCCGGAGCAUUCAGGCUCCAGAGCUACUAGUAGAAGCCGAAGUAUAGAUCGCAGCAGCCGCAGUCCGAGCCGCAGCCGUGGCCAUCGGAGCUCCCACAGACGGCAACGGCGGCAACGUUCCGAGUCUGUAGACGCAGAUGAUAAGGAUGACUCUUAUCGCCGGAAGAAACACCGGAGCAGUAGAAGACAUUACUACGACGAUGACGAUGACCAGCCGUCUCAGCGGUCCAAGGAUGACAAAGCAGCUGAAAGGUCAAGGUCGGGCUCCCCAGAUGAUGGCAAACGCUCAAGCUAUCGCAGUCGUAAAGACAAGGACAAAGAUCGAGACCAUGAACGGCGCAAAGACAAAUACCGAGCGGAAGAAGAGGACGACCGCCAGAGAUCGAAUCAUCGCUCUUCCCACCGUGACCGAGGAGAUUAUGAGCACUCCUCUAGACGGUACGAUAAAGAGAGAGAGCGUGACAAGGAUAGCGGCAGUAGUCGGAAAGAAAAGGACCGCAAGGAUCGAUACCGAGACCGAGAUCGCGAACGAGGCCGCGACCGUGAUCGGGACCGCGACCGCGAUCGGGAUCGAGAGUACAGCAGCAGACACGGCAGCAGCAGUAGGAAGCACUCCUUUGAUGGUGCUGCCGCCACAAGUGGCGGCGAUAAGGGAUUUGAUCCGCCUACGGGCCCGCGUGGAUUCGACAUCAAAGGAGGCUCUCGCAGCACGGGGGCCGCCUCAGCGCCGCAGAAAGAUGCGCAUACUCUAGAACGGGAAGCACGAAACCGUGAGCGUUUGCUGAAAGAAGCACAGCGCAUGGCUGGCCUCGCAGGCUUGGCGGGCUCAAAGCGCAGUCGGGACGAUGCCGAUGAUGGCGGCCGCAAGGGGCGACGCAGCCGGCGGAACGAUGUUGUUGAUGGAGACAGCGAAGAACGCAUGCGAAGGUUGGAGGCUGAGAGAGAGGGUGGACGAUGGGGUUAG